This is a messenger RNA of Sceloporus undulatus (fence lizard), 1187 nucleotides long. RefSeq names its product 1-acylglycerol-3-phosphate O-acyltransferase 5 (gene AGPAT5). NCBI's taxonomy places the organism in Eukaryota, Metazoa, Chordata, Lepidosauria, Squamata, Phrynosomatidae. Gene Ontology annotation, molecular function: acyltransferase activity. The record is from RefSeq and is a predicted model, not a curated record. Gene Ontology annotation, cellular component: mitochondrion; endomembrane system.
AUGCUGCUGUCGCUGGUGCUGCACACCUACUCCUUGCGCUUCGUGCUGCCGGCGCGGCCAUGCUGGGCUCUGCGCCCACCUCUCCUUGCCUGGGGCGCCUGGCGCCUGCUGGCCGCGCUCCUCCCGCGGGCCUCUAUAACCGCCUCGACGCCGCGCCUCUAUACGCUCUACCAGGCCAUGGUCCUCUUCUUCUUCGAGAACUACACCGGAGUACAGAUAUUUCUCUAUGGUGAUUUGCCAAAAAUGAAAGAGAAUGUGAUAUAUAUAUCUAAUCAUCAGAGUACAGUUGACUGGAUUAUAGCAGACAUGUUGGCCAUCAGACAAAAUGCUCUUGGACAUGUUCGAUAUGUUUUGAAAGAUGGGUUAAAAUGGCUUCCUUUGUACGGGUGGUAUUUUUCUCAGCAUGGAGGAGUCUAUGUGAAACGAAGUGCCAAAUUUAAUGAGAAGAAACUGAAAAAUAAGUUACAAGCCCAGAUGGAUGUUGAGACUCCGAUGUAUCUUGUGAUUUUUCCAGAGGGAACACGUUACAAUCCAGAACUACCAAAAGUCAUUGCAGCUAGUCAAUCAUAUGCUGAUAAGGAAGGACUUGCAGUCUUAAAACAUGUUCUUACUCCACGAGUGAAGGCUACUCAUGUUGCUAUUAAUGUGAUGAAGAAUUAUUUGGAUGCAGUUUACGAUGUUACAGUAGCAUAUGAAGGCACUGUAGAUCAUAAAGGACAAAGGAAAGUGGCACCAUCCAUGACAGAUUUCCUUUGUAAGGAGUGCCCAAGAAUCCAUAUUUAUGUUGAUCGAAUUGAACUAAAAGAUAUUCCAGAAGAACAGAUGUAUAUGCGAAGAUGGCUUCAUGAACGUUUUGAAAUCAAGGAUAAGCUGCUAAUAGAAUUCUAUGAUGCAAAGGAUUCUAAAAGAAGGAACAGGUUCCCUGGAAAAUGUGUUCAUUCCAAGCUAAGUCUCAAGAAGACUUUGCCAUCCUUUCUCUUCUUAAGCGGCCUUACUGUUAGUAUGCUACUGACAGAAUCUGGACGGAAACUUUAUGUGAAAACGUGGCUCUAUGGGACUUUAUUAGGCUGCCUGUGGGUCAGUGUUAAAGCGUGAGAAGAGCUGGCAAGUACAGUCCUGUCUUGCACAUUGUUUGAAAUGUUCCUGAAUUUAUAUUAAAAAAUGUUAAUAAAGCCUUAUUAAUGGAA